AAUCAUUGACCUUUGCAGUGUGUGUUAGUGGUAGUGUUCAUCCUGAGUUUGAGCUCCUCACUGCUCCUUCAGCAUGGACCACUCGGCUGCACUGUGGACAUUUCUGAUUUUUAGCAUAACUCUCCUCAGCUUGGGGGUCAGGGCUCUGCCAACAAGCAAAGUAACAGAGUAUGAUGUAGAUGGUGGAAAAGAGGAUCUAUUUGAGGUCAAUCAAGCGGCUGGUCUUGAGCUCUUCGAGGGAGAUAUUUUAUAUGAUGAGAAACAAGGGAGGAACUCCAUAAUUGGGGAUGAAUACUUAUGGCCCACCACUGUGCCAUACUAUUUGGAGGAUGAUUUGGAUAUUAAUGCUAAAGGCGUUAUAAUGAAGGCGUUUGAACAGUAUCGCCUGAAGACCUGCAUUGACUACAAACCCUGGAGCGGAGAAGAGAACUACAUCUCUGUGUUUCAAGGCAACGGGUGUUACUCCUAUGUGGGGAACCGACACGUGGGAAAGCAGAGCUUAUCCAUCGGUGCAGGAUGUGACCGAAUCGCCACCAUCGAACACGAGUUCCUUCAUGCCCUGGGGUUCUGGCACGAGCAGUCACGUGCCGAUCGUGACGACUACGUCACCAUCAUGUGGGAUCGCAUCCAGGGAGGCAUGGAGCACAACUUCAAUAAAUAUGAUGACACCACGUCCAGCUCCCUGAACGUACCCUAUGACUAUGAUUCCAUGAUGCACUACAGCAAGAACGCCUUCAGUAAAGGCACCGAGCCCACCAUCGUCACCAAGAUUCCCGCCUUCAGCGACAUCAUCGGCCAGAGCUUGGAGUUCAGCGACAGCGACCUGCUCAAGCUGAACAGGCUUUAUAAUUGCACAAGAGCCACAACUUUCCUGGACACCUGUGACUUUGAGCUGGAAAAUAUAUGUGGGAUGAUCCAAGGUCAGGGUGACAAAGCAGACUGGGAACAUGUCACCAAGGCAACUGGUGGACCCGACACAGACUAUUCUAACAUGGGACGCUGUACUGGCACAGGCUACUUCAUGCACUUCAGCACCAUCAGUGGCACCGAAGGGGACACUGCCCUGUUAGAAAGCAGGCUGCUCUACCCUAACCGCAACUAUCAGUGUCUACAGUUCUUCUACUAUCACAGUGGAAACCCCAAUGAUAAGCUGGAGAUCUGGGUGAGAGAAUACAAUGAAAUCAACCCUAGCGGAACACUACACAUGAUCGAGACAAUAACUGGACCGCCUGAGCCGUUAUGGCAGCUACACCAUGUUAACCUAGACGUCUCCACAAAGUUCCGCGUGGUAUUUAAAGGUACAAAGGGUGCUGGAAGCUCCACAGGUGGGCUCUCUUUGGACGACAUCAAUCUUUCUGAGACUGCCUGCCCAGAACAUGUGUGGCGGAUCAAGAACUUCAAAAGUAUUAUGGAAAACACACCCAGGGGCACUGCCAUACACAGCCCACGCUUUCAGUCAAAGUAUGGCUACACCUUCCAGAUGAGCUUGUAUCCCAGUGGCACUACGACCUACCCAGAGUAUUUGGGAGCCUUUGCCCGUCUGACAUCUGGUGAUGACAUGAUUGACAGUAAUCUCACUUGGCCCUGCCCAUGGAUGCAGAUUACUAUGAUGCUAAUGGAUCAGAAUGCGGACAUCCGUAAACGCAUGUCCAACCAGAGAAGUAUCACAACUGACCCCAAUGUGAAAUUACCAGGAUCUACAAUGUAUUUCUGGGACAACCCACGAAAAGUGGGAGCGCAAGUAACAGAUGUGGAUGGGACUAAAUACUUCAGAGGAUCAGGAUAUGGAACAUAUGGAUACCUGACUCAGGCCAGAGCACUCAGCAGAGACUUUAUCAAGGGUGGAGAUGCCAUCUUCCUCCUCAGCAUGGAAGAUAUAUCAAACAUGCUUCUUUCUCAGCCCCUCCCUUCGACAACCGUCCCCAACACAACCUUACCCACGACAACCUUACCCACGACAACCGUCCCCACGACAACCGUCCGCACGACAACCGUCCCCACGACAACCGUCCGCACGAUCCCUACUCAUGAUCUAUGUGCCUCGGCAAAAUGUGAAAAUGAUGGCGUGUGUGUUAUUGACAAUGGUGUAAAAGCAGCCUGCAGGUGUGCCGUAGGUAACGACUGGUGGUACCACGGGGACAGGUGUCAGUUCAAGAGUUCGAACCAGGAUGGUGUGGUGAUGGCGGUCGUGUCCUCGGUUGUGGUCUUUGCCGUCAUGGUGGUGGUGAUGGUGGUGGUGACGGUAGUGAGUGUGGAGUGUCUGAAGAAUAAGUAUAAGAAGAAAAUGAAUGACAUGGGGGCCGGCAUUACCACACGAAAUGUCCAUGCAAAGUAACAGCACCCUGAAUCAUUUAAUCAGUAGCGGUAGUGGCAUUAUACACUUAUGUAUGAAUAUAACAAGUAUAUUUUCAUGUCAUUUCAAUCUCAAGAAAAAUAAAAUGAUUUUCAUUCGUUUCUGAAA
Messenger RNA from Pangasianodon hypophthalmus (striped catfish), 2461 nucleotides. RefSeq names its product meprin A subunit beta b (gene mep1bb). Gene Ontology annotation, biological process: proteolysis. Gene Ontology annotation, cellular component: membrane. The record is from RefSeq and is a predicted model, not a curated record. Gene Ontology annotation, molecular function: protein binding; metalloendopeptidase activity; zinc ion binding. NCBI's taxonomy places the organism in Eukaryota, Metazoa, Chordata, Actinopteri, Siluriformes, Pangasiidae. The coding region runs from base 74 to 2335 and encodes 753 amino acids. The transcript is spliced from 14 exons.